AAAGACUCAGCCUGGAUGGUGGGCAGGCACCGUGGGCCAUGGAACCCAUAGCAGGGCCUGUGCUCUACCAGAAGCUGCUGGUCUGGGAACCAAGCUUGGAGUCUGAGGAGGAAGAGGGUGAGAUAUCAGAGCAGCUCAUUCCACAUCCCUCGGGGCCCCAGGACUCCUCUGGGAACAAGGCUGGCAGUCUGCCCGGGGCCUGGGCCCAGCUGGUGGCUGCCCUGCUGCUGGUGGCCGUUGGCUUCUCCCUGGCCGUGAGGCAACUCCGCAGAGGUGCCUCUCCAGGAACCUUGGGCUCUGGGGCCCCUCCAGCCAGUGGGCGCCCCCACAGGCCUGGCGUGCACCACCGUGGCAGCAGCAUCAGCCGUACAGGCCCCCACGUGCUCCCACCUGGGUCGAGAGCUGUUUGCUGCCGGGGCAACGUCGUGGAUGCUGGACUUGGAGCAGCUUUGUGUCUGGCGGUGGUGCAUCCUCAUGCCACAGGACUAGGUCACUGCCGUCAGCCCCGGGAGCAGUGUCCUGGCCACCGUGGACAGCAGCGGCUCUGUGCUCCUUACCUCCUCGCUCAACAGUUCCUUCAGCUCUGGACGCCUGUCCCCAAGUGCCGGGGUUCUACUCAGCAAGCUGGUGGCCGAGUCUGCAAACAGUGCCUGGGCCUGUCCCCUCAUCCUUCUUGACAGCUCAGAUGACACAG
Messenger RNA from Delphinapterus leucas (beluga whale), 694 nucleotides. The record is from RefSeq and is a predicted model, not a curated record. Lineage: Eukaryota; Metazoa; Chordata; Mammalia; Artiodactyla; Monodontidae.